AUGUCUUCCGCUAGCGACUCCCCAUUUACGACGCCCAACUACGACUCCAACGUGUUUACCAUCCCCGACACACAAUCAGAGGAAAGGACAGAAGCACGAACAGAAUCACAUGAGGUAGUACCAAAGGUAGAAGAGACGGAACUUCAAUUGGCCGAUGUGAAGGAAGAACCAUCUCCGGAAGACGCCCCCAUCUCACCCACGGAACCAGUGCGGAUACGCCGGGCUCGUGGCAGACCAAGGAUACACCCUCCACGCUCCCCAACUACUCUUGCUAAACAGGCCAAGGCUCGAUCCAAGACGGGCUGCACGACAUGUCGGAAGCGAAAGAAGAAGUGUGACGAGACCAAGCCAUUCUGCUUGUCAUGUCAGAAGAACAACAUCCACUGCGAAGGCUACAAGCCUGUCGAGAUUUGGAAGAGCGGCAAGGAGCGUGCUGCCGAAGCGCGGAAGCGAAGCCAGGACGUCAAGUUCGAGCUUCCGCCCCUGAUGGAAGGCGUGGAGAAUGACCUUGACCGCGACCUCCUACAGCAUUUCGUCAGCAGGGCUAGUGCUGUCCUGACGUUACACGGAGACAAGUCAUCCAAUCCCUUUACCAAGAUCCUGCUGCCUAUGGCGCUCCAACACGAAGGCUUAAUGCACUCGGUACUGUGCCUGUCAGCAUCUCACAUGUACUCUGUAAACCCGCUGCAAGAGUACGAGGACAGGCAAGCCUUCCACCGAGGCAAGGCCCUGCAGCUUCUCAAGCACGACCUCGAACGACAAAAGGCGGGCGAGGGUGGAGUCAUGGUCUACGAGGACUCUAACGUGGCUCAGAUAUUACUUCAUCUAUUACACUCGAUAUGCGAUGGCAACACGUCGGGUGAGUACCGGAUGCACAUGAUUGCAGCAAAGCAGAUUGCCAUGACGCAAAAGUCAUCGAACCCAGAGUUCCAGACACUCUUCGACGAGUUCUUCUACUACCACUGGAUUGCCAGCCAAAUCACAUCGCUCGACGGGGCCGAAGUGCCCAUGAUGGACGACUUCAACCUUCCGUUCAAGAUCAGCCCAGAGACGGCGGGGCUUAUUGGCGUCUCGGACGGACUGUUUGGCUUCAUCUCCAAGAUCAGCAAUCUACGACGGAAGAUUCGUGCGCGCAUCGAUGAGAAGCUCGAGCCCAUUAUGGACUACGAGGCGUUGCUGUCAGCACAUGCUAUCGACACUGGGCUCCGCGGAUGGGUGUGCCCGCACACUCCGGGAUCGCCUCGCUACACAAUCUCCAUGCUGUACCGCCAAGCCACAUGGGUCUAUCUGUACCGCACGACCAAGGACUCGAAGCCACACCCAUUCAUCAAGAGCGCGGUUGACGACGGGAUCCGGUACAUCAACGAGCUGCCUGCCGAGGGAUGGGUGCAGAGCAAUGUGCUGCUCCCGCUCUUUUUGAUUGGGUGUGCAGCGUUUGAGGAAGAGCAGCGCGUCGAAAUCAACCGGGCGUUCGCCGGCCUGAUUGCGUGCACUGGAUUGGGCAACAUUGGCUUCGCUAAAGAGGUGGUGGAUCAGGUGUGGGAGCUGAUGAGUUCCGACGACCCCGAAGUGCAAAAAGAAAGCUGGGACUGGGAGCGUCUCAUCAACGCUCGCGGAUGGGACUUCCUUGCUACGUGA
Exserohilum turcica Et28A is the source of this 1638-nucleotide messenger RNA. RefSeq lists its product as uncharacterized. Bases 1 to 1638 code for a protein of 545 amino acids. Gene Ontology annotation, biological process: positive regulation of transcription by RNA polymerase II. The transcript has 3 exons. Gene Ontology annotation, cellular component: nucleus. Gene Ontology annotation, molecular function: zinc ion binding; transcription cis-regulatory region binding; DNA-binding transcription factor activity, RNA polymerase II-specific. Lineage: Eukaryota; Fungi; Ascomycota; Dothideomycetes; Pleosporales; Pleosporaceae. The record is from RefSeq and is a predicted model, not a curated record.